This is a messenger RNA of Scomber japonicus (chub mackerel), 1393 nucleotides long. It is a transcript of the gene clul1, whose product is annotated as clusterin-like 1 (retinal). The coding region runs from base 1 to 1371 and encodes 456 amino acids. The transcript has 7 exons. Lineage: Eukaryota; Metazoa; Chordata; Actinopteri; Scombriformes; Scombridae. The record is from RefSeq and is a predicted model, not a curated record.
AUGAAGCUCCUGCUCAGUUUGGCUGUGUUGGUGGUGACUUUGGGUGUCCUCAAUUCUACCCCUGACGCCGAACCCAUCUCAGAGGACACCUUAACACAGUUGUCUCUGGAUGGCGAGAAACUGGUGGACGAGGAGGUGAGGAGAGCUCUGUAUGGGGUGAAACAGAUGAAGGAGGUGAUGUGGAGGAAUGAGCAAAAGCAUGAGCACCUCAUGAAGUCCCUCCAGCAUAGCAAUGAAAAGAGAAAGGGGGCAGCCCAACUAGCUAAAGAUGUGACAGAGAAGCUGGAGGAGGCAGAGGAGCAGUGUAAAGACUCCCUGCAGUCUGAGUGGGAGGAGUGCAGACCCUGUCUGGAGGAUGCUUGUAAAACCUUCUACACCUCCACCUGCCGCAGGGGCUUUGCCACUUUCCGUGCCAAGGUGGAGAACUUCUUCCACAGGGUGUCCACACGCUUUGGCCCCCGUGAACCUCGCACUGAUGCAGGGGACAUCUUGGUGAACCAGGGCUCCGACAACCCUGACACCGAGGUUGUCCGCAUUGAGGACUCCUUCAACCGCCUGAUCAGCAGGGUGGGCACACUCGUGAACCGCAGCAUUGCCCUAGUGUCCAGGAUGAGUGACAGGCUUGACAAGGUGCUCCAAAAGGCCUUCCUGAACGACACUGAUGUCCUGAUGGAAGAAAUCAGCUCUGAUCCUUUUUACCCAGCCCGCGACUCAGGUUUCCUGCAGGGUGUGGGCGUGGAAGAGGUGAUGGACUCCUUCUUUGACUUUGGCAAGAGCGUGGUGGAGGAGUUUGGAGCUGUGGUGACCCAGGUGUUCGAUGACCUCAAUGAGGCAGUGGAGGAGGAGAAGAAGAAAGAGAGAAGUUUCCCCCGUUUUCUGCAGAACAGGAAGCUGUGCAGAGACCUUCGCAAACAGACCUCAGAGUGCUGGCAGCUACAGAACCGGUGUGAGGCCUGUCAGGGAGCCCUGCUCACAGAGUGCCCCAGUGUGCGUGAGCUGCAUAUGGAGCUGGAUGAGGUUUCCCAGCUGCUGGAUGUGUCCAAAGAGCAGUAUGAUGAGAUCUUGUCUAUUGUCCAACGCCACACUGAUGAAACCAUCAACUGGCUCAGCAAUAUGGCUACUGAGUUCAGCUGGGUGACUCAGACUGGGAGCAACAGCAGCACACCUGAAAACAUCUUCCGUAUCACCAUGGUGGCGCCAAAGAGCCAUGAAGAGAAUCUAUCUGCCACUGAGACUAAGGUGCAGGUAAACAUCCUCAACUCUCCUGCACUUAUCCUCUCUGUUCCUGGGGAACUGGAGCUCCAGGACCCAGCCUUCAUCCAGUAUGUGGCCCAGGAAGCUCUGGACAAAUACAAAGAGAUGACCAGGUGAAAAGCUUUUAUUUGUUUUAUCA